AUAGACUUCAGUCAGUGUGUAAAUUAAGUCGGUAAUGGGUGCACGUGUUUGAGAUUUUUAAGAUUUACGAUCUUACCGAGUCUUGACUGCAAUUUGGAUUUUAUAACUACUAUUAUUGUUAUUUCAUAUAUAUUUCAUAAAUUAAACAUUAUUUAUUGUGAAAGUGUCAAAGUGAAAGCAAUCAGACAUUCCAUCUUGGCCCAGGCUUAAAAAAGGAUUUAAACGAUUUCUACUGAUUUAUAAAAAAAAAUGAAAGACUGAAGUAACAAUAUCAAUUACAUUAUGCUGGACAUCUUCCCUCUACGAUGGUUCGCAAAAUUUCAACAUGGCGGUAUCGCCAAUCAAUUCUUUAUGGCUAUUAUGGUCACAAUUCCUGUGCUAAAUUUCGGUAUGCUGAUGGGAUGGCAGUCGCCUAUGACACCAUUACUGCAGUCCCCGGACGGACCAGCCCCGGAACCCAUCACAGAUGACACAAUAUCCUGGAUGGCAUCGAUCACAUUCUUUCCUUCCAUCUUCUGUGGUGUUCUGGUUGGAGACCUGGCUGAUAGAUGGGGCAGAAAAACCACUACAAUGUUGACAUCACUUAUGCUGGUGAUAAGUUGGAGUAUAACCCUUUUUUCACUUCGCCCAUGGGCGUUGAUCACGUCACGGGCAGUUGCUGGGUUGGCCUGUGCUGGCUGCUAUGUAGUCACACCAUUAUAUUUAAAAGAGAUAGCGUCAGACCGCAUAAGAGGCGCUCUAGGGUCCCUCUUCAUCCUGGUACAAAACCUAGGAUACCUGUUGGUCUACGUGGCUGGAGACCAACUCUCCUUUGUAACUGUAAUGUGGCUGUGCACGGCAAUACCUGUGCUGCAUCUACUGUUCUUCUUUGCCAUGCCGGAAACACCAGUGUUUUUAGUAAAACAAGGGAAAUAUAAGGAAGCCCGUGUGGCAUUAGCAUGGUUACGCUACACAUCACCGGAUGACAAGAAUCUUGAAGAGGAAGUCCAACAGAUGGAAAGAGAGGAGGAAUACGCACGCUCUAUGAAAAAGAGUUCUUGGAAAAGUUUAUUCCAAGACAAGACAACAUUCCAAGCAUUCCGUAUAGCGCUCAGCGUGAUGUUGUCUCAAGAGACCUGUGGCUAUUUGGUUGUACUGAUGUACGCCGGUUCCAUAUUUGACCAGGCUUCGCAAUCAAUCAGUCUAAAGCUCAGUCCCAACAAACAGACUAUAGUGGUGGGGGUCAUACAGCUUAUUGGCUCUAUAGUCGCUAGUUGCAUCGUUGAGCAGACCGGACGAAAGUGGCUUCUUGCUGGCACAUCACUAGCGACGGGAUUGUCUAUGCUGUCAUUAGGAGCAUGGUUCUAUGUCACAUCACUAUCAAUAUGGCUGCCGGGAUGGUUGCCAGUAUUGGCUAUGUGUUUGUGUAUAUUUUCAAACGCCGCUGGCUAUCAACCCGUCCCAUAUGUUAUUAUGUCAGAACUAUUUUCUUUUCAACACCGAGGAAUGGUGACGUCCUUUAUCAGUAGUGUUGACGCUCUCAGCGAUUUCCUACAAACAAAAGCCUACGACCCAAUGCUGAAAUAUUUCGGCAUACACUGGGUGUUCAUAUUUUUCUCUCUCGUAUGCUUCUUAGGGACAUUUUACACUGUCCUCUACGUACCAGAGACUAAAGACCGAAGCGUAGAAGAGAUCUAUGCUUUACUAGAAGAUGGAAGACAGAAGGAGAAAAGGAAAGAUGUAGAGAAUGGUAUAGACAAAGACGAUGAAGUGAGUCGGCUUUAGGAUUUGUGUUGUACCGGAUAAUUUAUUUUGUUGCAGUCUAGAAUUAAUUAACUUUGUAUUGACGCAUAUUUUUCAAAUAUAAGCAAACUACCCACAUAUUUUAAUUGUAUUACUAAGUAUAAGGUCGCGGAAUAUUAAAAGCAAAAUAAGUACACCCAAAUUUAAAAAAAAAAUCAUUACUUUAAAUUUGACCCUUAACAGGUAGUGUUACAAAAAAACAGUUACUUAUUAAAACUUCUGUUUAUUGACUUGUGUUAUUAAAAUAUAUAUUUAUGUACUCGUAUUUAGCCUUAAUAGUAACCUUUUCAAACCAUUUUUAAAUUUCAUUAAUCCGCUUUUAAUCUUUAAAAUUAUGUAUUAUCAAACUAAUUAUAUAAAAAAAAACUUUUUUAGAAAUGUGGGUAGACCAAUUAUUUAAAAAAUCACACAAUAUCUCGAGAUUUGAUUAUUAUUUUUAUAAUAUUGUAUCCAAUACACUCUGAAAUGUUUAGCUAUUAAGUCGUAAAAUUAAUACUGAGUUUUAUUCAUGACCACUAUACGCAAAGUAUAUAUGAUACUCAUCUACAACAUAUAUAUAUUUAUUUUUACGUCAGUUUAUUCAGAGAUGUAGAAAGUAAUAUAUUUAUAUGAAAAUGUAACA
Messenger RNA from Pieris napi, 2404 nucleotides. RefSeq names its product solute carrier family 2, facilitated glucose transporter member 8-like. The record is from RefSeq and is a predicted model, not a curated record. The transcript is spliced from 10 exons. NCBI's taxonomy places the organism in Eukaryota, Metazoa, Arthropoda, Insecta, Lepidoptera, Pieridae. Gene Ontology annotation, cellular component: membrane. The coding region runs from base 283 to 1764 and encodes 493 amino acids. Gene Ontology annotation, molecular function: transmembrane transporter activity. Gene Ontology annotation, biological process: transmembrane transport.